Messenger RNA from Magallana angulata, 1237 nucleotides. RefSeq names its product ubiquinone biosynthesis O-methyltransferase, mitochondrial-like. Bases 66 to 968 code for a protein of 300 amino acids. The transcript is spliced from 5 exons. Gene Ontology annotation, molecular function: 2-methoxy-6-polyprenyl-1,4-benzoquinol methyltransferase activity. Lineage: Eukaryota; Metazoa; Mollusca; Bivalvia; Ostreida; Ostreidae. The record is from RefSeq and is a predicted model, not a curated record. Gene Ontology annotation, biological process: ubiquinone biosynthetic process.
AAAUUUAAAGAGCAGUGGUUUAUUUCCGGUACUUUUUUAUUUUAUAAUCAAAACUGACAAAAAAAAUGUUUAGUAAGAGGUGCAUUUGUCGAAUUAUUUCGACUUCAAGAUUAGGAAGUCAGAAUAAAAGAUGGCACUCAAACCACGCCCGUCCUAUAGCCCAGAGUACAAUUGAUGAGGAAGAACGUGAAAAAUUCCAAAAAUUGUCACAUACUUGGUGGAACGAGACGGGGGAAUUUCAAGCUCUUCAUGCCCUUAAUGCUUUAAGAGUACCAUGGAUAACAAAUUCAUUAGUAGAAAAACAAGAUCAACCACCUCCGUUACACACAAAACCUUUGUUGGGUCUGCAAAUUUUGGAUGCAGGGAGUGGUGGAGGCAUAUUAUCAGAGCCUCUUGCAAGAUUGGGAGCGAAUAUGAUUGGGGUUGACAUGGUGGAAGACAAUAUAAGAGUCGCCCAAACCCAUUUAGAAGAGGAUCCAUCUAUCUGUGGGAGUGUGAAGUAUAUUCAGGCAACAGUGGAGGAUCUGGUGGAGACUAAUGAAGAGGCAUUCGAUGCGGUGGUGGCGUCUGAAGUGGUGGAACAUGUAUCAAAUAUUGACACCUUUUUAACUUCAUGUUGUAAGAUUAUUAAGCCUGGUGGAUCCAUUUUCUUGACCACAAUAAACAAAACUGCUCUCUCCUAUACGACAGGAGUAUUAGCAGCCGAGUAUCUUUUACGGCUCGUGCCCAUCGGAACCCAUGACUGGGAAAAGUUUAUCUCACCCGAAGAUUUACAGUUUCUAUUGGAUAAAUGUGGAUUUUCCACUACCCUAAUCCAUGGCAUGAUGUACAAUCCACUGACUCGCAGGUGGAGUUGGAUAAGCAACUCCAGUGUGAACUACGGAUUACACGCCGUUAAGUUACAUCCACAAACAUCCGAAACCUCCAGUAAAGAAAACAUGACUGAUUCAGUUGAGAGAAGUGAUUAGCUUUAAUGAUGAGAAAACUAAAAGUAUUUAUGUAAAAAGACUACUGCAUGGACCAGUUUAUUUAUACUCUUAAAGUAUUUAAUGGAGUAUCAAGAGAAAUGAAGUGCAGUGCAUGUACUGGGAUUUGUUUUGCAGGCUACAUAUGCAAGACUUGCAUAAUAAUUUUAGAUGUUCAACAGUAAAAAUGAAAAAAAAACCCAAAGUGUUUCCAUUUAUUACAGGCUAUAUACAUGUAUGUAUUGAUUUGCUUAUUUCUUAAUCUUGAAAUA